AUGAGUCCCUCAAAACAUCGCCUGCCGACCCCAGAUUCAACGGCAGUGAAUUUUUUCACUUCCAAACUUCAUGUCGAACAACGAAGCAUACCCAGACUAGAUCCACUCCGAUUCAAGCAUCGGGUCAAUCGAAUUGAAAGCAAGUAUUUGGGAAGUGUGCAUGUGUUUGUCUGUGCCAGUCAACUCACCCUAGAUCCGACCAUGGGCUAA
This is a messenger RNA of Echinostoma caproni, 210 nucleotides long. NCBI's taxonomy places the organism in Eukaryota, Metazoa, Platyhelminthes, Trematoda, Plagiorchiida, Echinostomatidae. The record is from the annotation of a GenBank genome assembly.